AUGUGGAAUGUAGGUCUGUCUGUUCACUAUUGUACUAUUCCCUUGCUAACGAGAGGACGUCACAGAUGCGGACGACAGUUCGCCAAGUACACCUGUCCAACUUGCAAUACACCCUAUUGCUCAUUGACAUGUUUUCGCUCAGAGAAACACGUACAGUGCACAGAGCCGUUUUACAAGCAAUCACUGGAAGAUGAGAUUAAAGCUGGACGGUCGCGCACUGCGGACGAGAAGAGGGCAAUGUUGGACAUGCUGAAACGGUUUGAGGAGCAAAGUGCAGAGGCUGAAGAGACUCAACCUUCGGACGAGGAAGACGAGGAGUCGGACGACCUGGCUGCCAGACUAGCGGAACUGGAUUUGGGCAUGUACCCUGCCCCACCCAAUCAUAUAUGGGAUAGACUCAGCAGUGAUCAGAGAGCUGAAUUUCUCCGUCUUGUUGGGAACCCAGACAGUGAUGCUACGCGAGCCUUGCUCACACAGGCAGAGUCUGUGGACCAGGUCGUUCUACCCUGGUGGGAAUUCACAGACUCUGAUACGAAUGAAUCGAACGAGGCCCAGACAGCAGACACGAGACCACAAAGCAAGUAUGGACAUGAGCCAAAAAUGUUACAGCUGCCCGAAGGAGCACUUAUGACGCAACGGGGGAAGAAAGGACCUGUGUUGGCAUAUAACAUGCUUGCUGUUGCGUAA
This is a messenger RNA of Dacryopinax primogenitus, 687 nucleotides long. RefSeq lists its product as uncharacterized. The transcript is spliced from 3 exons. The coding region runs from base 1 to 687 and encodes 228 amino acids. The record is from RefSeq and is a predicted model, not a curated record. Lineage: Eukaryota; Fungi; Basidiomycota; Dacrymycetes; Dacrymycetales; Dacrymycetaceae.